Molecule: messenger RNA, 2134 nt
Organism: Dunckerocampus dactyliophorus (ringed pipefish)
Lineage: Eukaryota; Metazoa; Chordata; Actinopteri; Syngnathiformes; Syngnathidae
Product: low choriolytic enzyme-like
Exons: 7
Coding region: 1328-2134 (268 amino acids)
Biological process (GO): proteolysis
Molecular function (GO): metalloendopeptidase activity; zinc ion binding
Source: RefSeq, a predicted model, not a curated record
CGCUCACAUUCAUACCUAUGGACAAUUUAGAGUCACCAAUUAACCUAACAUGCAUGUUUUUGGAUGUGGGAGGAAACCGGAGAACCCGGAGAAAACCCACACACGCACGGGGAGAACAUGCAAAACUCCACACAGAGUUGCCCAAACGGUGAGUCGAACGCAGGUUUUCCCGAUCUCCUGAUCCCCUGACAACAUGCUAACCACUUGGCCACCGUGCGGCCUCAAAGCCAAAAACAUACCACUUCCACACGGGAUGGGAGGAGAGCGUUUUUUUCACUCUGGCUGACUUCAUGGCUUCAUGCAGUGUUAAGGUAAUGUAAGGUAAUGUCUCAUCAAUGUUUUGUGUCGUUACUGCCGCCGAGUGACCAGAAUACUACAGAUCAUUAGUAUUUCAGUAUGUUUUGACUAAUAAUAGACCGUAGUCUACCACAAAACAGACAUCAUUUACUUAUUAAUUAAUUUCUGGAAAUAUAGUGAUAUAGUGAGGGCGCGAUAAUCGAACCGCACUAUUGCGAAGCAUGACUGUAUUAGUUUUGCAUUUGAAAAAAGUACUACGUAAUGCGAUAUAACUGAGGUCAAGUCAAACUCAAGUCACGCGAUUUGGACUCGAGUCACAAUUUUGAUGACUUUGGACUCGAAUUGAGUAUAUCAUCAAAGACUUACAACCCGACUUGGACUUUGACGCUAAUGACUUGGGACUUGAUUCGGACUUUAAAAUGACUUGACAUUUCAGAAAAAUGUGUCCUCAUUCAAAGUAUUCAAGUCACAUGACCGUCAUUUCCAGCAAGACACCGAUUUUCCCACAGAAACUGCCUCAUUGAAUGCAUCCGUUAACGUUCAAUCAGGCUUAAAAUUUGCUUGCUCGGGAUUGGCUCUGAAUAACACCACAACGUGUCAACAUGCUCCCGAGGACAAUUUCAGGCCUCUGACUUCGGGCUUGACACGACCUGUCUUGCUUGACUUGGACUUGCUCGUCUUCACUUGAGUCUAAAAAAGAGCUCAAUAUUCACUCUGGUAAUCAUUUCGAAUAAAUUACUUUCAUUGUCCAUAUUUGGAUGUUUGAGAUUCUGUUUUUUUUUUCACAGUUUCUUUUUCUUCCAGUCUUUUGCUGUUUCCAUUUUCAAAGACUUUUGUCCUGGAUUUCACAUGGUGGGGGGGUUUCAUCACCUGAGAGGGGUGUGGAAUCACGACAAAAAGCUUCACAAAAAGCUCUGCCUUGCGAUGGGCUGGCGACCAGUCCAGGGUGUACCCCGCCUCUCGCCCAAAGUCAGCUGGGAUCGGCUCCAGCAUACCCCUGCGACCCUAAUGAGGACAAGUGGCAUCGUAAAUGGAUGGAUGGGUGGAUUUUCACAACUCUCAAAUCAACAAGUUCAAUUGUGCGCACAAGACUCAAUGCCUCACUGGAUGUGGGAAAGGCGGGACUACCAACGCCAGGGCUCUCCGAAUAAGUAAGGUAGGUGAUUCUACAACAUCACACUUGACACAUGGGGACAAAAUGGUGGACGUGAUCGAUGACGGAGGUAAUUUGAGGAAUGCUGUCAACUGCACAGCCUCAGGCUGUAAAUGGCCUAAAUCUGGAAAAAAGGUCAAAGUGCCCUAUGAAAUCUCCACAGCUUAUUCCAAGAAGCAGAGGAAAUUCAUCAUAAAAAUUCUGAAAGACUUCAUGAAAAGCACCUGCAUUCACUUUAUUAAGAGGACGGAAAAACAUAGAGACUAUCUGUCCUUCAUCUCUGCCAAUGGGUGUUGGUCGCACAUUGGUCGUUGGCAAAACAGACAGCAAAUCUCCUUGAAGGCCAACGGUUGUUUAUUCAGAGAUAUCGUGGAGCACGAGGUUCUCCAUGCACUUGGAUUCCACCAUGAGCAUGUUCGUUCAGACAGAGACGACCAUGUCAACAUUCAUUAUGAAAACAUCAGGCCAGGACGGGAAUAUAAUUUUGAAAUUCAGGAAACCAACAACCUGGGUACCCCCUAUGAUUUUAAAUCUGUGAUGCACUACAACCAAUUUGUCUUCUCAAAAAACGGCAAACCAACCAUCACUGCCAAAGACAAGUCUGUCACUAAUUUUGGCACUGCAACUGAGAUGAGCACUAAUGACUAUGCACGUGUCAACAAACUUUAUAAUUGCUGUGAGUAA